Messenger RNA from Sorex fumeus (smoky shrew), 1219 nucleotides. RefSeq names its product N-terminal EF-hand calcium binding protein 3 (gene NECAB3). Gene Ontology annotation, biological process: regulation of amyloid precursor protein biosynthetic process. The transcript is spliced from 13 exons. The record is from RefSeq and is a predicted model, not a curated record. NCBI's taxonomy places the organism in Eukaryota, Metazoa, Chordata, Mammalia, Eulipotyphla, Soricidae. Bases 37 to 1113 code for a protein of 358 amino acids. Gene Ontology annotation, molecular function: calcium ion binding. Gene Ontology annotation, cellular component: endoplasmic reticulum; cytoplasm; Golgi cis cisterna.
GCCGCGGCAGCAGCAGCAGCAGCAGCGGGCGGCGCCAUGGCGUGUGCGGGGCUGCUCACCGUGUGCCUGCUCCGGCCGCCCGCGCCCCGUGCGCCCCCCGCGCCCCUCGCGCCCACCGCACCCGCGGGCGCCGCCGGACACGCGCUCUUCCAGGACGUUUUCCGCAGAGCAGACAAGAACGAUGACGGGAAGCUCUCGUUUGAGGAAUUCCAGAAUUACUUUGCGGACGGGGUUCUCAGCCCCGGGGAGCUGCGGGAGCUGUUCAGUGGCAUUGAUGGGAAGCCCACCGACAAUUUGGAAACAGAGAAACUGUGUGACUACUUCUCAGAACACCUGGGGGUCUACCGGCCUGUGCUGGCCGCCCUGGAGUCACUGAAUGGCGCUGUGCUCACGGCCAUGGAUGCCACCAAGCUGGAGUAUGAACGAGCCUCCAAAGUUGACCAGUUUGUGACGCGAUUCCUUCUUCGGGAGACAGUGAGCCAGCUCCAGGCCCUGCAAAACUCGCUGGAGGGGGCAGCUGAGACCCUGGAGGCCCAGGCCCAGGCCCCCAGGUCUGAGGAAGAGACGGUGGCGUGGCAGAGCAGGCCCCGUGGCAGCCGGAGGGCAGGGCGUAGGGCCCUGCAGAGCGCCAGUUGGUCCCCUAGUGGGUCUGGCUCCUGUGACUCAGGGCAGAGCUUAGAAGCCGAGAUGCAGUGGCGGCUCCAGAUCAACCGCCUCCAGGAGCUCAUUGACCAGCUGGAGUGCAAGGCCCCCCGGCUGGAGCCCCUGCACGAGGAGGAGCACCCCAAGGGACCUGAUUCACACAUUCUUGUGGCCCAGAGGCAGGUGCAGGUGGCGGAGGCGGCCCUGCAGGACUUCCACCGUGCUCUGAGCUGCUACAUGGACUUCACGGGCGCCCAGAGUCGCUGCCUUCAUGUGUCAGCCCAGAGGAUGUCGGAGAAUGCCUCCUUCACCCUGUACGAGUUCUGGCAGGAUGAGGCCUCCUGGAGAAGGCACCAGCAGUCGGCCUGCAGCAAAGCCUUCCAGCGCAUCCUCAUCGAUCACCUGCGGGCCCCGGACACCCUCACCACUGUGUUCUUCCCAGCCUCCUGGUGGAUUAUGAAUAAUAACUGAGCCUGACCUGUCUAAGCCAAGGACCCUGGGCCCCACCUGCCUCCUCUGAAGCUUCUGGACUGGUCACCUUGGCACUGGCCACGGGCGAUGCUGCCUCUGAGCCCUG